UGCUUUUAUUUUGCUUAACCAAAAGGGGAAGGCAACAUCAAUACCUGCUCUACUAUGACAGCUCCGCUGGAGCAGAAACAGAAACAGAAACAGACAGCUCUGUUUCGAUUCUCGCCUAUUUCCUAUUAAUCAACGACACCUUCAAUCAAGCAAGAACCUUUUUGGUUGGGUCUGUGCAACCUCAAUGGGUCGCAGGCAAACGGAUUCAGAACUCGGUCGUUAUGCACUCCUCGUCCUCUUCUUGCUGGCCAUAAUCUCCUGCUGCAUGGUUUACCUCUGCUUCUCUCUAGUUUUCAGACCCAGAACAAUAUCUCUGGAUUCAGGAGUCAGUAAAUUUGUGGAGAGUAGACAGCCAGAAGAUGGCGAUUGUUGCAGAGGGAUUGAGCAUUUGGAGCUGUGGGGUGAUGCCGUCAAGUGGGGCUCUGAUUUCAGGGUCAAUUCUUCGAAACAGUGUUGUAUGGCUUGUAAGAAUAUGUGUAGUGGUGAGGGUGGACCUUGUUUGUGUGAUUCUUGGGUGUUUUGUGAGGAUAAACAGGCUUGUGGAUCUAAAUUUGGCGAGUGUUGGCUGAAGAAACAGAAGGAUCCCUUGGAGCCUGAUCGGAGAGACUAUGGUGACCAAGUUAUGUGGACCUCUGGGCAAGUUUUUGGAAAAGGAGAGGGCAUCGUUGGACUGGAAACAGAAUAUGGGAUACUUCAUAUGAAACUUUUACCAGAUUGUGCCCCGCAUUCUGUUUCCUAUAUUCUUGAGUUGUUGACAUUGGGUCAUUGUGCGGGUUGCCAUUUUUAUCGUGCUGAAAGUCGUGGAAGGUUUUGGGAUAUAGAAGGAAACCAUCUCAAACAGGCUUCAUUUGGCCCUCCAUUUGCACUUGUUCAAGGAACACUUGAAGCCCACGGGACAAUAUUCAAGGAUAUUCCUACAGAGGCAUGCCCUACCAUAAAAAGAGGCUCAAUUGCAUGGGUUGGUUCUGGUCCAGAAUUCUUUAUAAGCUUGGCUAACCACAACGAAUGGCGAAAGGCAUACACUGUUUUUGGCUUUGUUCUUCCUGAGGAUAUGGAAAUCGUAGAGAAAAUUGCACAUCUUCCAACCAAACCAGAGGUUUGGAGUAAUAUUAAUGUUGCUGUCCUGGAAAAACCUGUUCAAAUACAUUUCCGAAGAAUUAGAAGUCCUGGAAGCCUUAACAGAGAUUCCAGUAGAUCUUUAGAGUAAGAAGAUGCUUCGAUGGCCAUGCUCUUGCCUUCUUCUUCUUCUUUUGAAGUACUUGAGAUGAGGGGGUGGUGUGAGACCCAAUUCUUCUGUGGUAGUCGGGUCUAUGUGAUACCGUUACAAGUUGUAGAUAAACAAUUAGACAAAGGAAAAGGAAAAAGAAAAAGAAAACAGUAUAAUCUACUUUAUCGGCAUGGUGAAUCUGUGUUGAGGUGUAUGCAUCUGCUGAGAGGUAAACCCUCAUUUCUUUCUGUUGUUUCUCAUUUUGGAGCUAAAUCAAUGAAGAAUUAUAAUUUCAAGUGCU
Messenger RNA from Manihot esculenta (cassava), 1508 nucleotides. RefSeq lists its product as uncharacterized. Bases 185 to 1207 code for a protein of 340 amino acids. Gene Ontology annotation, biological process: protein peptidyl-prolyl isomerization. Gene Ontology annotation, molecular function: peptidyl-prolyl cis-trans isomerase activity. Lineage: Eukaryota; Viridiplantae; Streptophyta; Magnoliopsida; Malpighiales; Euphorbiaceae. The record is from RefSeq and is a predicted model, not a curated record. The transcript has 5 exons.